AUGGGUGCUGGGGCCGUUUUAGAACCACUCGUGGUGAUCGUCUUACUCUUUGGUGGUACUUGGAUCAACCGACGUACAGACGCUUUCAUUUCGAGAAGUCAUAUCCAGCAUCACCGUCGAAGAUCCUCCGAAUACGUGCGUUCGGGUUCUCCGGAUUCUCUAGAGUCGGGAUACGCUAGUCCAACACCCAAGGAUGGUCUCUUGAGCCCGCGUGCAGAUUCCCCGUUAUCUAUACUUGACGAUGAACGAUGGCAGACACGGCAGGUUGGCAUACUGGGUCUAUCGUGGCGUGUGAAGUCUCCCAAUACUGAGAUCUUUCAAGAUCGUUUAUUGAGUCGGUUGCUUGGGAAGCUACCAUUUCUUGCAGAAUGUUGGUAUUGGGCUUUGGUAUACUGGACUUACCAGCUUGGUCGAGCAUUCACCGCUGUAAAGCUCCAGGAGGGGACCGUCGAUGUGGCUCGUCACCACGCCCUGCAAAUAAUCCAACUCGAGCAGAGACUGGGUAUCUUUUGGGAGCUUGAGAUUCAGCGAUAUUUCCUUACCCACCCUCUAGCCAUGAAAUGGAUCAACUGGACAUACUCCUUCAUUCAUAUCCCUGGAACAAUUGCUUUUCUGGUUUGGCUCUAUUAUUAUACCAUCACACGGAACCGGGUCGAUGAGCCUCAAGCUGGGAAGCCUCGAGGUACAGUGAGUGGAUCGCCGGCAGGUCCACUUCUUUACGAAGCCCGCCGUCGAACUUUAGCCGGGUGCAACCUGUUGGCGUUUGUAGUCUUUACAUUAUGGCCAUGCAUGCCACCACGAUUGCUCAGUGACCUGACUGCAGAAGGGCCCGAUGCAGACUUGGGUCGUAGUUAUGGGUUUGUGGACACUGUUCAUGGUUCCAAUGGAGCAGGAAGUGUCUGGACAGAGAAUCGCUUUUGCAAUCAAUAUGCGGCGAUGCCCUCCUUACAUUUCGGAUAUUCUCUUAUGAUUGGACUUACGAUCAUGACCAUCCCUCUUCGUUUCCGCCACCGACGAGCAGUUCGCAUCCGUUUAAUCCGCAACUUUGGACUUCGGUUACCGUCUUGGCAUCUUUUAGCUUGUCUGUUACUUGGAUUCUUAUAUCCUUUUAUCAUCCUGGUUGCCAUCGUGUCUACUGCAAAUCAUUUUAUUCUUGAUGCUGUUGCAGGCACCCUGGUAUGUGUCCUUGGAUGGCAGUUGAAUGGCGUGUUAUUGAACCUGUUGCCGCUGGAGGAUUACUUUCUCUGGCUUGUACGAAUAUGCAAACCUGAGCCUUCAGAGAUGAAGGUGGAUAAUUUGAGCGACUCGGACAGUGAGGCUGAAGAUGGAAACCGCAUACUUGCAUAA
Penicillium malachiteum is the source of this 1347-nucleotide messenger RNA. RefSeq names its product phosphatase PAP2 family protein. The coding region runs from base 1 to 1347 and encodes 448 amino acids. Gene Ontology annotation, biological process: inositol phosphoceramide metabolic process; sphingolipid biosynthetic process. NCBI's taxonomy places the organism in Eukaryota, Fungi, Ascomycota, Eurotiomycetes, Eurotiales, Aspergillaceae. Gene Ontology annotation, molecular function: inositol phosphoceramide synthase activity. Gene Ontology annotation, cellular component: inositol phosphoceramide synthase complex. The transcript has 3 exons. The record is from RefSeq and is a predicted model, not a curated record.